AGACUGUGCUCAUCAAGAAGAAUCAGCAAUUGUUUGCUUUCAUAUCACAUUGCUGAAAUAUAUGGAAGAAAAAAAAAAAAAAUUUGCUGUACUAGCAGAUUUUAUAGCACUUUUGGUCUGAAUCGAUCGUCAAUGUCUGUCACUUCGAGAGUACGAAGAAUACUAAUUCAUCGGUCUGAGUGA
Messenger RNA from Brugia malayi, 183 nucleotides. RefSeq lists its product as uncharacterized. The annotation marks the transcript as partial. The transcript has 2 exons. Lineage: Eukaryota; Metazoa; Nematoda; Chromadorea; Rhabditida; Onchocercidae. The record is from RefSeq and is a predicted model, not a curated record.